CAACAACAGCACCAGCAGCGAGAAACGAUCGCAGCGCCUCCGUUGAGGAAUGCCGCAAGCUGCCGUCGUCAAUUCUAAUGUGCCAAGAGAAAAGUGGAAGUCGGACGGCGAUUUGUACCGCUACAAUUUUUGUCGAAAUUCGGAGUUUAAAUCAAAUGAAACAACGAUCGAACGGAACGAUUGAUGAAUAAAAAGUGCAAUUAUUGACUUAUGAAUUCGACUUUUAAAAAACCAAACAGUUUUUUUUCCCUAACAAGUGCCUCUAUUGACGCCAACCACUAACAAAACGACAAGUGAAUGCAAACAGUGAGCAGUUCGUGUAGACAUCCACAUCAAGGUUUCAGCAAUGUCCCACCAGCAUGGCUUACGGUAUUCACAGUAUUCGUCUUCCGGGGCCGGUCCCCAGACGAGUGGAAAAGUUUCGUCGAACUCCAGCGGCACGGCUGGACCUAGCAUUGCUCCGAGGGCCGGUUCGUCUGCUACGACGCCACCUCAAAUACCCCCACCCCCUACCAUGAGGCCCCCGAUGAUGGUGACCUCAUCCGGUUGCUCGAUGCUGCCACCUAGUCCACCAAUUCCGAAUCAGUCCGGAGCCCCGCAGACUCAGCAAUGCCAAACUACGCAGACCUCAACGGCGGCAACUAAUACCAAGUAUUUGAGUGGCAGUCUGUCCGGAUCGGACACCGAUGUGUCUACGUCAACGGAAAAUUUGACCCGUGAGGAGCGGUACGUGCUGCGACACGCUCGCGUCGAACCACAAGGUGAAGAAAAUAUGACCGGCAGCAUCACACCGGUCAACGAGAUUCAGGGACGCUAUAUCCCGGACAAGUUUUCUUCCAACACUUCGUCGGAUUCGACACGAUACGCUACCCCUACCAGCAGCCGCAGCAUAUCGGAGUCUCGCAAUGCGAUACACACCUACGUCAAUGCAGGCGGCGAGGGAUCCAACCGUAAUUCCCUCAUCGGAACCAACUCGAACCGGAAUUCGUUGAAGGAAACCAACUCGAACCGUUCCUCGAUGGAUGUUUCGCAGUCUUCGUACAAUACGCUGAUCAUCCACGACGAAGGAAUCUACUCGAUGAACCGGGAGUAUUCGAGCCCUCCACCGUACAUGAAAAAGGAACGUCCACGUUCGUACGGAGAGCCACAACCACCGAUGCAGGAGAUCGCCGAAAUCCCCGAAGAAUAUUUGAGCCAGAGUCACGUUUUGAAACACCUCGCCAAGGAAGUGAAACUGCCGUCGAGAAAUCGCAGCGAUUCCACUACUCGAGACUCGGGCGUAUCGGAGAAUACGGACUCGCGGGAUCACCCACCCAAAUACGGACAACACUGGAGCGGUGGUCAGAGCGCUUCGACAGAUGAAUCGGCAGCCUCACAGGGGAAUGCCAAGCUGAAAAGCAAAAGCCAACCGGACUUAACCCGACUACUGGACAUCGACCCCGAAGAACUGGAAGCUCUGUACAAGGAGAACCAACUGCUGAAACAACAGCUUAACAGUUGCUUCCUUAAGGUGGCCAAGAGUCAGAAGCUGGAGCAAGAGAUAUCCAACAUCUACCGGGUGCACGAAGAGCUGGUACAGUCGUGCGAGAGGCGGGAGCGGCUGGAGAAGGCGGCCCGAAAUCGCCUGCAGCAGGACUGCCGUCGGCUGCAGGAACUGAACCGAGCCUUCCGGGAUCAGGUCGAGGUGCUGCAGGGUCAGCUGCUUUCCACCUCGGACCACCAGCUGGGUCGGACCCAGCAGGACGUGCUCAUCUCGCAACUGGUGACACAAAAUAAAUCACUAGUGGACGCCAACCGACGUCAGUGUAUUGAGCUGCAGGCUCAAAACGCUACCCUGGAAGAGCAACGGAUUCAUAUCAACGUGCUAGAUACGGCAUUGAAACGACUUGAGGAAGAGUGCCGGCAGAAGCAGGUUUACGUGGAACGUUGUGCUCAGCUGCAGCACGCGUUGCAAUCGCUCCAGAAUGCCAGCGAACGGCGGGAACAGGCCGAGCGGAAGCUUCGGCUGGACUACGAAAACGAUCUACCCAACCGUAGUGGAAGCAGCUCGGCCAGCGACGUCGACAACCUCAAAUGGCAGCUGCGCGAAAAGGACGCACAAAUCAUGAGAUUGGAAGCUGAGUGUGCCCGGCUGGAGCAGCGAAACCUUGAGGAGUCGAACGUGCGAAACGUCACGAAGCUGGCAAUGGAGCGCAACUCGCAGGAAACCGAACGGAUCAUUGCGGAGGCGAAGCAGGAGAAGAUUCGCUACCUGGACGAAGCGCACGCCGCAAACCGAAAAGUUACGGAGUUGCAGACCCGCCUCAAACUGCUGGAAAACCGGCUAGCCGAAAAGGAAGCCAUGAUACGCGCUUAUCAGGGACAGAAAAUUUAUGGUUCAACCAACUCCUACGGAUCGUACAACCUAUCUAACGAUAGUUUCGCAUUGAAUCCACUGGGAGCGUACAAUUCGCAGGCGUCGUACGACGUUUCGAACAAUUCGUUUGAUGUGACGACCACGGCCUCACUGCUGGAUCCAACCUAUGGUCAGAAUCCGUCUUCCAGCUUCACCUCGAACUACGGACAGACGAACCCGAGCUUCAAUCAAAGCUCCAUUAAUCUGCAGACGGCCGGUGGCAAUAGCUACAGUUCACCGAGUAGCAGCUCCAACUACAGUACCAACUACGGUGCCAGUGAUCAUACGGCGAUAUUCGACUCGAAGAACUUUGACGCCCAGCGCAAAUCCAUCGACGACCAGCUGAAGCAACUGGACGAGCAGCUGCUGAGCAAGCGUGGUCUUUGCUGCUUUCCAAGUUUGACAACGAAGAAACCGAUCCAGCCGCUGCUUUCCGAUGAAAUGUCCGUCCUGUCGACCAACAAUAGCGACAGUUUUCUGCAGAACCUAGCCCACAUGGAUCAGCGCGAUCGGGAGCGGCAGGAUCGUGGUCGGGAUCAGGAUGGCGGAGGAGGAAAUAAUAAUACUGGAGGGUUGGGAUCCAACAAUAGCAGCGGCAGCAGCGGACCCAAUGGCGCCUCCACCAAGCCCGAGGAGAUGUUGCUGCUGGAGAAGCAGGGCCGAUGCUCCCAGAAGCUACGCAGCCAGCAGCUGAGCAACUUGGCCCACGUUACCCAAACGGUGGGCCAAAAUAUGACGGAUAUCAGUAAUAUUGGAGGAAAUAAGGUUCCGAAGCUUCUAUCGAAUAUAGCGCAACAGGCAGGAGGAAUUUUGCCACCGAGGAAGGAUCGAGGAGCAUCACUGCCACCCAGUGCCCUGCCAAGACCGCCCAGAAGUUUGAAACCGCCCAGGAAAAUUGAGUACGGACGGUUGAGUGAUUCCGAGGGGAAGAAAAUGGCUGAAACUCCGCCGAAAACUCCAGAGGCAGAUUACGACAUGAAGCCUUCCAGCCUGAAAAGGUCAACGGGCAGCGGGCAGGCCUUCAAUAAGCGAGAGUUUUCCCCGGCUAAAAGCUACAUCGAAAUGAAGGACACGCUUCAGCUGGCAGCCAAAGAUUAUGGAACGUUGAAGUCCAAGAACUACGGAUCGAUGAGUAAUACUGGUGCGAUUAUUCCUUCGCCGGGAAAGAGUGAGGGAAAGUUUGGUUUCGGAUCGAAGUCCAACACUUCCAAUAGUUGUGAGUUUUCCAAACCGGACUACACUUCGACGAGAAAUUACCAGCGAUUGGAAGAGCAGCCGUUGCAGUCACGUAAAAGUUCCGUAGAUACUUCAAGCAUGAAGCGAUCGCUGCUACCCAACGUUCGUAAGCUUAGUUCAACACCCAUCAAGGGAUCACGAGACUCGCUCAAUUCAGCCUCUAGUGGAUCGAACAAUUCUAACAAUUCCAAUCAUCUUUCACGAUCGAGUCCUAUCCACCCAAGUGCUGCCCAAGUUGUCCAACCUCCACCCAACACCAUGGUCUAUCACCAUCACAAUCAUCUACAUCAUGGCCGAACACCUCCCCGAUUCAUUCAUCACUCGCAGUCGACAUCGGCCGAAUCGACCAAAUCUUCCCAUCACAAUCUUCAACAGUCACCCCAAACCCAACAACCGCCGCCAUUAUUCGGCAAAAUGUCUCCUUCGACGACCAAGCUGCAGACGCACAAGACCAGUACCCUGCCGAGUGCUAGCAUCCUUCACGCUGCCGUCACGGCCUCGGCUACGAUUGCCAAUGGUCAGCAGAGUACAGCCUCACUACCCCCGAAACCGAUGACCGACGGCAAAAGUGGGAUCAGCGGCAACGGCGGAAGCAGUAGUGGAGGAAGCUCGGCCGGACAACAGCAGCGCCGGGGUAGCAGUCUGACGCGGACAGAGAACAAGUAUAGAAUACAGUUCUAGCAUAGCUGUGAAGCAGCAACCGCUCUCUUUUCUGUAGUAUUCUGGAUCUGGAUUUGUACACAUUGGAUAUUUUUGGGAUGGUGCAAAACAAACAAAACUAAACUUUCGCCGUAUUGAUCAGCGAGACGCUGAUGAAUUUUUUCGAUUUUUUUUUGUAAAAAUAAAAUCAAAUUGUAGUUAA
Uranotaenia lowii is the source of this 4493-nucleotide messenger RNA. RefSeq lists its product as uncharacterized. Gene Ontology annotation, biological process: actin cytoskeleton organization; regulation of cell migration. The record is from RefSeq and is a predicted model, not a curated record. The transcript has 10 exons. The coding region runs from base 347 to 4312 and encodes 1321 amino acids. Gene Ontology annotation, cellular component: plasma membrane; bicellular tight junction; cytoplasmic vesicle. NCBI's taxonomy places the organism in Eukaryota, Metazoa, Arthropoda, Insecta, Diptera, Culicidae.